AUGAACGUGAUGCGCCCAUACCCUCGGCCUCGAUACCUCCAACAGGAGAAGACGCUCCUUCGCGAUCCCAUUACGUACAUCGAAAGCCUAGCCUUCGCUGACGGCGCCUUCAAAGACAAUUUCGUGCACCGGCGGCAGCUUUAG
This is a messenger RNA of Fonsecaea erecta, 144 nucleotides long. RefSeq lists its product as hypothetical. The record is from RefSeq and is a predicted model, not a curated record. The transcript has 2 exons. Lineage: Eukaryota; Fungi; Ascomycota; Eurotiomycetes; Chaetothyriales; Herpotrichiellaceae. The coding region runs from base 1 to 144 and encodes 47 amino acids.